Heterobasidion irregulare TC 32-1 is the source of this 561-nucleotide messenger RNA. RefSeq lists its product as uncharacterized. The record is from RefSeq and is a predicted model, not a curated record. Gene Ontology annotation, cellular component: dynactin complex. The coding region runs from base 1 to 561 and encodes 186 amino acids. Lineage: Eukaryota; Fungi; Basidiomycota; Agaricomycetes; Russulales; Bondarzewiaceae. Gene Ontology annotation, biological process: mitotic spindle organization. Gene Ontology annotation, molecular function: dynein complex binding. The transcript has 4 exons.
AUGCGGCCGCCGACGGGCGUGGACAGACGGGACAAGUUUACGAUCCAUUCGAAGGCCGUGGUGUGCCAGGAUGUCGAGCUCAAGGGCGACAUCACCAUCGGGUCGGGGACCAUCGUGCACCCCAAGGCGACGAUUUUCGCCAUCGCGGGGCCCAUCGUUAUCGGCACGGGGUGCAUCGUUGAGGAGGGCGCCAUUAUCGUGAACCGGCGGAAAGAAGUGAUGCGCAUCGGCGACGACAAUCUGUUCGAGAUCGGCUGUCGCGUCGAGUCGCCGACGAUCGGGAACUUCAACACGGUCUCGACCCGCGCGCGGGUGCACCACACGGUGCGGCUGUCGUCGUACUGCGUGGUCGGGGCGGGCUGCCUGGUGGUGCCGACGGAGGACGAGGUGCUGGAGGAGUACACGGUCGUGUACGGGCCGACAGCGGAGCGGCGCACGUGGAGCGGGCGCGGGAAGGUGCAGGAGGCGGAUUUGCGCAGGAAGCACGCGGAGUAUCUGCGCGAGACGCUGCCCAAGUUUAAUCGGCUGAGGCGGGGCGACGCGCACGGGGCGGCGGCGUGA